Molecule: messenger RNA, 765 nt
Organism: Plasmodium vinckei vinckei
Lineage: Eukaryota; Apicomplexa; Aconoidasida; Haemosporida; Plasmodiidae
Product: conserved Plasmodium protein, unknown function
Exons: 2
Coding region: 1-765 (254 amino acids)
Source: RefSeq, a predicted model, not a curated record
AUGGAUUUAAAAUGUGAAACAAAUAAUGAAACCCAAACACAUUCUCAGGUUAUACAAAAAGAAAACAUAACCGAGGAUAUUCAAUCUGAAUCCAGUGAUAAUAAACUUCAAAAUAUUCCUGAGAAUUUGGAAAAUCCUAAAGAAUCCUCUAACAUUGAUAACACUCCAGACUUAGAAAACAAACACAACACCUUAGAAAAUUCUGAUCAUACUAAAUCAAAUUCCAUACAGCAAUCAAAUGAACAAGUCCAAAUAAAUCAAAAUGAUGAAGAAGCAAUAAAUUCGAAAGUUGAAAAAAAUGACAACUUUGAGGAUGACAGUUUUUUUAAUAACUUUUCAGAUUUUCAAAAAGCUGAAGAAAAAAAUGAACAACAAAAAAACACACUAAUAGAUAUAUACAAUGAAAUGAAAAAUUAUGAAAAAGAUUUUUUAAAUACUUUUGAAAAGUUAUAUAAACCAAAUAUAGAAAAUAUAUCUUUUAUGGAAAAAGAAAAGGAAAAGGAAACAGAAUGUGAUAUCGAUUUUACAUCUAUUGAUUCUAUUUCUACAUUUUUAAAUGAUGAACAUAUUCAUAACUUUAAUCCUAUACCUCUUGAAAAUUAUAUUAGUCAAAAUAUAAACUAUUUUAUUCAAGAACAAAUGAAAUUAAAUAAAAAAAUUAAAUUAAAUAAAAGCCAUUUUAAUAAUAACAAUUAUUACAACACCUUUCCUUCAAACCCCAAACAAAAAAUAUUUAAGGAAUAUAAAAAAACAAUAUGGAAGUAG